Messenger RNA from Papilio polytes (common Mormon), 2077 nucleotides. RefSeq names its product sodium-independent sulfate anion transporter-like. Gene Ontology annotation, cellular component: membrane. The record is from RefSeq and is a predicted model, not a curated record. The transcript has 14 exons. Gene Ontology annotation, molecular function: sulfate transmembrane transporter activity. Lineage: Eukaryota; Metazoa; Arthropoda; Insecta; Lepidoptera; Papilionidae. The coding region runs from base 222 to 1961 and encodes 579 amino acids. Gene Ontology annotation, biological process: transmembrane transport.
UAAUAAAAACCCUUUCAUUCUGCCAUACGAGUUUUUAAACUCCAUAAAUGUUUUAGUUAUGAUUGUGUGUGCGCGUGUUCAGUCGUAUGAAAGAUUCCCCAUACGUUAUACGUCUUCUAGGUUUCUUGUGUGUCUACAUUUGUAGCAUAUUUGAUUUAUUAUUCAGUAUACUAGUGUAGUUAUAUCUGUGAUUUACAUUAACCAAUGUUAAGAGGUCUGCAAUGUUAGUACCUGGUCACGAGCGUGAGAGCCGGCUGGUCCGCGCGGCGCGCAAGCUGUGCGGCCUGGAAUCAUGGCGCAGACGAGUGCCCAUCUCCAUCUGGCUGCCCAAGUACACCCUCCAGUGUUUGUACAGAGACAUCAUUGCCGGUAUUACAGUAGGUCUCACGUCCAUCCCGCAAGGAAUAGCAUAUGCAAUGGUAGCUGGCUUACCACCACAGGUGGGUCUGUACUCCAGCAUAUUCCCUGGCUUCGUGUACGUGUUAUUCGGCAGCUGCAAGGAUGUGACGGUGGGGCCGACCGCGGUGCUCGCGGCGCUGCUCGCCAAGUACGUGGCUCUGUCCCCCGACUUCGCCUGCCUCGCCGCCUUCCUCUCCGGCUGCAUCAUUCUGCUGCUGGGAGUACUGCAGCUAGGUUUCCUGUUGGACUUCAUCUCGAAGCCAGUGAUCAGCGGCUUCACGACAGCCGCAGCGCUGCAGAUAUCCGCCUCGCAGUUGAAAUCAUUGUUUAGGGUAACAGGGUCAUCAGGUAACACUUUCAUCCAGGCGCUGGUAAACUUCUUCAAGAAUAUAAAGACAAUACAUCUAUGGGACAGUGUUCUCGGCAUCGCUUCUAUUAUAUUCCUCUUAUUAGUAAAGCGUGUGAAGUUGCGCGGGCGGGUGUGGGGCGGGUGGGGCGCGGGGGCGGCGCGGUGCGCGGUGCGCGCCAGGAACGCACUGCUAGUCUUCCUCACCUCCGCUCUCGCGUACAUCUUGUACAGGAGUGGUAUCUCUCCGUUCGCGCUCACUGGUAAGAUAGAGGGCGGGCUGCCGCAGUUCGGUCCGCCGGCGUUCAGCACGCGGGUGAACAACCAGACCCUGGGCUUCGCGGACAUGCUGCAGAGCUUCGGCCUGGAGGGGCUCGCCCUGCCGCUCGUCGCCGUGCUCGAGAGCAUCGCCAUCGCUAAGGCAUUCGCGGGCAGCGCGGCCGUGGACGGCACGCAGGAGAUGCUGGCGCUGGGCGCCUGCAACCUGCUGGCGUCCUUCGCGCAGAGCAUGCCAGCCACUGGCUCCUUCACGCGCACCGCGCUCAACCACGCCAGCGGGGUGAUGACCCCUGCCGGCGCGUUCUUCAAAGCGUGCGUGGUGCUGGCGGCGGUGACGCUGGCGUCGGGCGCGUUCGCGUGGAUCCCGCGCGCCGCGCUGGCCGCCGUCAUCCUGGUGGCCAUGCUCUCCAUCAUCGACUUCUCCGUCGCCGCGCUGUGGCGCACCAGCAAGAGCGAGGUGUGCGUGUGGGCGCUGACGCUGUGCACCGGCGCAGCUGCGGGCCUGGAGUACGGCAUCGCGGCCGGCGCGUGCGCAGACGUGCUGCGCUCGCUGGCGCACGCCGCGCGCCCGCACAUACUGCUGCAGCCCUGCAAGGUGGGGGCGGCGGCGAGCUCGCGCGCAGUGCUGCCGGCGCGGCUGCAGUACAUGUGCGGCGCGCGCGCGGCGCGGCAGCUGCGGGGGAGCGCCGCGCAGCUGCUGCUGCUGGACGCCAAGCACCUCCUACACAUCGACAUUGGCGUCGCAGAGGAUAUAAUAACUGUGAUAUUAGAGUUAGAGCAGGAAGGGCGUAGGGUAGUGCUGUGGAACUUCGAGGCUAAACAUCAGCAGCUGUUUGAGCAGAUCAACCCCAAUGUGAAGGGGAAGUUCUUCAACGGAAUCAAUAUAGAACAAUAUUUAUUAGAAGGAGAGGCUGGACGUACAAGUGUUAAUUUUUAGAAUUUUUUUUUUAAAAUAACUUCGUAUUAAGUGAAUUAUAUAAAUUGUUAAGUUUGAUGAAUGUAUUUUUAAUGUUGAUUAAAGUUAAACUUUAUACAAUAAAAAGAAUAAUUAAC